Messenger RNA from Pelobates cultripes (western spadefoot toad), 188 nucleotides. NCBI's taxonomy places the organism in Eukaryota, Metazoa, Chordata, Amphibia, Anura, Pelobatidae. The record is from the annotation of a GenBank genome assembly.
AGACCAGGAGCCCCCUUGCUGGUAACCUGCAGCCAACUCACCCUCCCAGUGGCCUGGCUAGUGCUCCAUCUCCUAGAUGGCCGAGACGAGCGCUGGAAGGAGGUGGAUGCUGGGGAUGAUGGUCGCGCCGCAGCGACCCGCCACUCAGCCAGCGAAAUCCGCUGGAUGGAUGGGGAUGCUGGCAUUCC